AUGAAAAGAAUUGACCGGAUCAUCUCAAGUGCUUUGAAGAAAAAAAAACUCCCGCAGUGUACAGACAAGAAGGAGGAUGAAACUUUGUUAACAAUGGCACCAGUAAACAGGGAUGACACUGAGGGAACUGAUGAUGUGACAACGCCAGCUGCUUUUUUGAAUCCUGCAACUGCAUUGACGCUAUCUCAUAUGCCAGAACAAGUUCUAUCGCAAAUUGAUGUUGUGGAUUCGCCAAAAGCUCCGUUGUAUUCACCGUUGACGCCUUUAGGCGUAGAAGCGUCAAGGCAUAUACACGAGUGCAAAGGUUGUGCAAAAAAUCCAUCACCUUUGCCUGCUAUGUCUCCAAGCACUUUAGAGCUAGUUGAAACUUUGAGUGGAAUAUUUCCAGGGGAUUAUAGUAGUGAUACGGACACUGAUUAUGUGCCUGAUAGUGAAGAAGAUUCAGAUAGUAGCCAUUCAAUUAGAGUAAAGAAAAAUAAUGACAUCAAUAUUAUUUCGGCAAAAUGUUGUAUACCGGAUAGUGAUGAUGAUUUCGAAGCUGGUGUUUCAACAGGAACUGUACAAACUCAUGCUGCUGUGGUGCAUAAUUUGGUAAAUCAGGACUUCGAAAUAAGAAACGAAACAUCAAGUACAACUUUUCAUGUUAUUCGUGGUGAUGAAACGUUGGAUCAAAUUACCAAUUUUGAAGUUCAAAAUAAUGACGAUUAUCUGAUCUUAGAAACACAAAGUGAACCACAGGCAUGUCGUCCCAAAAAAGGACGUAAAAGAAAACACCCAGAGCAUACUAUGGCACAGAAAAAGAACGUUAAAUAUGCCAAUUUACCUUAUCAUGGAAAAAAUAAACUAAUGCCGUCUAAAAACUUUAUAGACUAUACGUGUAAAUGCACUAGGCAAUGUUAUUUCCGCGUUUCAGAAGAAAAUAGGAAAGAAGAGUUCGAAAAAUAUGUUUUAUUAGGCUCAUAUGAAGCGCAACUGCUUUAUAUUUUAAAUAACGUCAAAGAAAGCCCUAAAUCUAGAUCAUACACCUUGAUAAAUAAUAAAUCUGGUAAAAAGAAAGCAAGACAAUACCGAAGAAAUUAUUUUAUAUGUGACAUAGAAGUGUGCAAAGAUAUGUUCACACAUAAUUUUCAAAUUUCUUCUAAGAAAGUCGAUAUUUCCUUACUGAAAAAACGAUCUGGUACCGCUUUGAAAGACAAUAGAGGCAAAGCUCAAGGUGGCUGGAAUAAGACGCCACAAGAGGAUGUCGAGUUCAUUAAAAAUAUAAUAAAUUCCUUGCCUAAAUAUGAGUCCCACUAUAGGAGAGAAAACAGCGACAGUAAAUAUUUAAAACCGGGCACGACUAUCGAAAAAAUUCAUGAAAUUUAUAAAGAUGAAUUAAAAACUGUUUACGGUACAUUAAAAAGACCUGUUUCUAUAAAUACUUUCAAACGUAUAUUUUAUAGUAAUUUUAAUUUGCGAUGUAAGCCAUUAAAAAAAGAUACGUGCAACAAGUGUGAUUCGCUAAGAAAUAAAAUAAAAAAUUGUUCAUCCGAAGAAAAGACAAUAUUAGUUGCAGAAAAAGAAGAGCAUCUAAAACGAGCUGAAGAACUGAGAAUUCAAAUGAAUCAAGAUCUGCAAAGAGCUAAAAUUGACGAGAAAUUUGAGUGUCUCACGUAUGACCUAGAAAAAACGCUUCCUCUUCCCCGGAUACCCACAAAUAUAGUUUUUUACAAGCGCCAGCUUUGGCUUUACAAUAGUGGUAUUCAUGCCGGUUCAAACGACGUAGGUUACUGUAACAUUUGGGUUGAAGGAGAAGCAGGAAGAGGAGCACAAGAGGUAGGGUCGUGCCUCGUACGGUUCAUUAAAAACGAUCUCAGCCAUGAAGUGGAAGAUCUUGUGUUGUGGAGCGAUUGCUGUGGGGGACAGAAUCGUAACAUAAAAAUUAUUUUAAUGCUGAAAGCAGUAUUGGAUUCUCAUCCGAGACUAAAAACAAUAACACUAAAAUAUUUAGAGUCAGGGCAUACAUUUCUUCCCAAUGACACCGAUUUUUCUAAAAUAGAAUACCAAUUAAAAUAUCACCAAAGAAUAUACACCCCCGAUCAAUACAUUAACGUGAUUAAGAGCUGCAAGAAAAAAAAUCCACUGAAGGUUUAUAGGAUGCAAAGAAAUGAUUUCUUUUCUACCAGCAAAAUGGAGAAGAAAAUUGUCAACAGAAAAACUUUCGUUACAAAAGCUAAAGUUAACUGGUUAAGGACAAAAAAAAUACUCUUGAAAAGAGAUGAAAAGUAUACAAUCUACAUGGAAAAUACUGAUGGAAUGUUUGAAGAGCUAAACAUUGAAAAGAGAUUAAGAGGAAAACGAUUAGAAAUAUCGGAAGAGGACUUAGUGUUGCUGUGGCCGAAUGGGAAAGAAAUUGCUCAAGCAAAACUGGACGACUUGAAAUCUAUCUUUGACUUUAUUCCCAAAGAUUGUUUAGAUUUCUAUAAAACUCUAAAGGGGAACGAUAAUAUUACUGAAGAUGUCGAUGGCUUCGAUUGUGUUACUGAUUUUGAGCUGCUUAUAGAGCAGACAGAGCAGACGGAGCAGGAUGACCAGGAAGACUUAUUGCAAGAUAUAGUGUAA
This is a messenger RNA of Parnassius mnemosyne (clouded apollo), 2601 nucleotides long. The record is from the annotation of a GenBank genome assembly. NCBI's taxonomy places the organism in Eukaryota, Metazoa, Arthropoda, Insecta, Lepidoptera, Papilionidae.